Messenger RNA from Doryrhamphus excisus (bluestripe pipefish), 1514 nucleotides. RefSeq names its product GAR1 homolog, ribonucleoprotein (gene gar1). NCBI's taxonomy places the organism in Eukaryota, Metazoa, Chordata, Actinopteri, Syngnathiformes, Syngnathidae. The record is from RefSeq and is a predicted model, not a curated record. Gene Ontology annotation, molecular function: box H/ACA snoRNA binding. Gene Ontology annotation, cellular component: box H/ACA snoRNP complex. Gene Ontology annotation, biological process: snoRNA guided rRNA pseudouridine synthesis; ribosome biogenesis.
GUUUUUAGCUGGGGUCUACAAACAUCUCCCUUACAGUGUACAGUUUACGACUGUUUCCGUUUUUUCGACAUGGCUGUAGCGCUUUACGGCAGAUUGUAGUCACACGUGUUGUGGUCGCAUGGAGGAUCGUUGGAGUCUGUAGCAGCUGCUGAAGUUAUCACCUGAAGAAUGUCGUUCAGAGGAGGUGGAGGACGAGGUGGAAGAGGUGGAGGAUUUAACCGUGGUGGGGGUGGCAGAGGAGGCUAUGGCGGCGGCAGAGGAGGCUAUGGCGGCGGCAGGGGUGGUGGAAGAGGAGGUUAUAACAGACAGCAAGACUUUGGACCCCCGGAAUAUGUUGUUGCUGUAGGAGAAUUCAUGCACCCAUGUGAGGAUGACAUUGUGUGCAAAUGCACAACAGAUGAAAACAAAGUUCCUUACUUCAACGCGCCAGUGUACCUGGAAAACAAGGAACAGAUCGGGAAGGUGGACGAGAUAUUUGGACAGCUGCGGGACUUUUAUUUUUCCGUCAAACUGUCUGAAAAUAUGAAGGCGUCUUCGUUUAAGAAGAUGCAGAAGUUUUAUAUAGAUCCAAUGAAGCUCCUCCCACUGCAGAGAUUCCUGCCCAGGCCACCUGGAGAAAAAGGCCCGCCAAGAGGAGGCCGAGGUGGGGGUAGAGGCGGUGGACGAGGCGGCCGUGGAGGUGGAUUUCGUGGUGGAAGAGGGGGAGGAGGCAGAGGUGGCGGAUUUGGUGGAGGUGGCGGAUUUGGUGGAGGUGGCGGAUUUGGAGGACGCGGAGGUGGCUUCAGAGGGAGAGGAGGAGGUGGCGGAGGACGUGGAUUCAGAGGUGGGCGAUGAUAUGCCGUGGGGUCAUAAUUCAUCCCUGUUCUCUGUGAGCGUUUGUCCUGCGUGCCAACGCUUUCCCCAUGUGGACACAUCAUUGGACUAUACCUCAUGGAUGGAUUUGUUUUCUGUCUUUUUUUUUUACAAGUUUUUGUAUGAGUGAUGGACCUUUUUUGUUUUUAUUUCAAGGGCUCAUAUGUAUGCUUGUGUCAACCCCUUUUCUCUUUGUGCACAGACAUGUUAUUGUCCUGUAUAAGUCAUAAAUUUUUGUACUUUGACCAUGAACACAUGCAAUUACUAACCAUCAUUAGUCACGUAUGGACAUGUGGACAAAUAAGAUAAGAUAUGCCUUUAUUAGUCCCUCAGUGGGGAAAUUUGAGACUUUUAAGUUAGAAAGGUUUUUUAACAUUCAAAAUUUGUCAACAGAAGAUUUUGUAAUUACCUUGAUUAAAAGUUUUUGUGUAAUAUGUGUUGUUUUGGGUAUGCUAAAGAACUACAAAUUCUAAAAACUACAAUGGCUUGCAAUGGAUACCCUGACAGAUUAAAGUAACAAGUGUGGCUUUUGGGUGAAAUUUCUGAUUACUCAGUUUUAUGCCACUGAAAUAAAAAGCUUUGGACUACCACAAUAUUUCAUUAAAUAGUUUAAAGGUGAGUUAAAGAUGCUCCAUGUUAUUGUCAGUAAUGUGUUGAUCAUA